Molecule: messenger RNA, 1380 nt
Organism: Aaosphaeria arxii CBS 175.79
Lineage: Eukaryota; Fungi; Ascomycota; Dothideomycetes; Pleosporales
Product: DUF1769-domain-containing protein
Exons: 3
Coding region: 181-1119 (312 amino acids)
Source: RefSeq, a predicted model, not a curated record
AGCGCCCCCGCCAAAAACCAUCAACACGACACCCAAUCCCCCACAACCUAAUUGUUUAUUACUGUAACUGCUAUUUGUAUUAUAUUUCCAGGUAUAUCAUUUCCUGCCUGCGUGCUACCUGAAGCAUCAAUAUCCACUCAGCCAGCUACCUGGUGCGUUCAGUUCGGAAUACUCUCCACUAUGGCUCACCACGAGCAAUAUCACCUCCGUGUAACAGCGGGCCCAACCUAUGAUCGAAAUACGCACCAGGAUGUGCUCGUAAACUCCGAAGACCCCUUAACAAUAGCGUCAGAACACAUCGACGCGAAGAUAUACAUGCGAAUAAAAGAUUACCGAGGACUUCCAGAAGGCUCACCUUCCACAUCGCCGUACUUCUCACACUCAAAGCACGUCUACGAUCGCUAUUCAAUAUCCUUUUCCUUCACACCGAAGAAUUCCAUUGCUGGUGAUCAACUUGUUUUCGGAAACGAUUUCGAGCAUCCUAUCCGCGACCGUCUGCCUCCCCUCUUCGACAAGGCCUUCGGCAUCGUGAAGUGGUGGAUAGAUCCGGGCCUGGAUGGCGAUGUAUAUGGGGAUGAGCCCUACCUCUAUGGCGCACUCCUGUCCUCAAUAAAUGUAUUGAGAAUCGGGUCAAAGGAUCAAUCGUCGCUGGAGAAUAACCUCGAGGAACAUGACGAGGAGGACUAUGUGGUAUACGAAGAAGGCGCAGAGGGGGAUGGCGUGACUCUACGAGAAGAGCUCGGGAUUCCAGGAGGAUCAGCCCAACGGCAGAAAUAUUUUCUCGCCGAGCAAAGUAAGAAAGACUUCGAAUUCGAAGCUGGGAGGGAGUAUAAGUGUGAUUUCUUCAACCCUUACCUUGACUUCAAUGAGUUUGCACUCAAGAUUGGGUACGGAAUGCCAGCGAUAAGUAUCAUUGGUCAUUGGGAUGGGCAGCCGCUUCGUACUCACACACUCAGAUAUGUGUUGAAGAACAAAGAGACGAACACCGAGCUCUUCGUAGUCGUCAUCCAGCUGCUACCGACCGUAGAAGCGGAGGAAGAUGGAGCCCAAUCUGCCGAGGAGAAGUUCGAGAUGGUUCACGGAAAGGAGGGGAAGGCUAGCGAUGCCGAUCUGGACUAAGGGAACGUCUAAGUAUUAGAGGCAUGUCAGCCGUAGAUGUUUCCACUGGGCACAUGGUAUAGACAAGGCAUCGGAGGACAUGCACAGACGCACGCAGAGAGCAUCACUGGAGUGUAAAUCAUGGGCGAGAUCUUUUGAAUGCAGGCAUUGCAUUCUUUUCACCUAAUCCAAGAUGGGAUCCCAACUUGUAGAGUCGAUUGACUUCUCAAUGGUAUCGAUCGCACCGUACAUAGAUGUUAACUAUGCCCAACCUAUCAGCUA